AUGCUCGUAGAUAUCAAAAUUGAAACAAACCCGGAAUGUUACGAUAAAGGAGAAGGAAGUAAACUUCAUUCCACAGUCAGGCCGUUUUAUUCCUUUAAGAACCGAACCUCUACAUCAAAUGUACCAUCUGUUAGUAGUACCAGAAUACCCGAUGUCAAUGGAGGUUCGGUUUCCGAUCGUCCUGACAAGGAGGAUCGUCCUGACAAAGAAGCAGUCAUCACAGGGAAGGAAGUAUCAGACCAUGUCACUGUUGUCUUGAAUGCAACAGUAGCACCCGAUGCCAAUGGAGGUUCGAUUUCCGAUCGUCCUGACAAAGAGGAUCGUCCUGACAAAGAAGCAGUCAUCACAGGGAAGGAAGUAUCAGACCAUGUCACUGUUGUCUUGAAUGCAACAGUAACACCCGAUUCCAAUGAAGGUUCGAUUUCCGAUCGUCCUGACAAAGAAGCAGUCAUCACAGGGAAGGAAGUAUCAGACCGUGUCACUGUUGUCUUGAAUGCAACAGUAACACCCGAUUCCAAUGAAGGUUCGAUUUCCGAUCGUCCUGACAAAGAAGCAGUCAUCACAGGGAAGGAAGUAUCAGACCGUGUCACUGUUGUCUUGAAUGCAACAGUAGCACCCGAUUCCAAUGGAGGUUCGAUUUCCGAUCGUCCUGACAAAGAAGCAGUCAUCACAGGGAAGGAAGUAUCAGACCGUGUCACUGUUGUCUUGAAUGCAACAGUAGCAUCCGAUUCCAAUGAAGGUUCGAUUCCCGGCACAGGGAAGGAAGUAUCAGACCGUGUCACUGUUGUCUUGAAUGCAACAGUAGCACCCGAUGCCAAUGGAGGUUCGAUUUCCGAUCGUCCUGACAAAGAAGCAGUCAUCACAGGGAAGGAAGUAUCAGACCGUGUCACUGUUGUCUUGAAUGCAACAGUAGCAUCCGAUUCCAAUGAAGGUUCGAUUCCCGGCACAGGGAAGGAAGUAUCAGACCGUGUCACUGUUGUCUUGAAUGCAACAGUAGCAUCCGAUUCCAAUGAAGGUUCGAUUUCCGAUCGUCCUGACAAAGAAGCAGUCAUCACAGGGAAGGAAGUAUCAGACCGUGUCACUGUUGUCUUGAAUGCAACAGUAGCAUCCGAUUCCAAUGAAGGUUCGAUUUCCGAUCGUCCUUACAAAGAAGCAGUCAUCACAGGGAAGGAAGUAUCAGACCGUGUCACUGUUGUCUUGAAUGCAACAGUAGCACCCGAUUCCAAUGGAGGUUCGAUUUCCGAUCGUCCUGACAAAGAGGAUCGUCCUGACAAAGAAGCAGUCAUCACAGGGAAGGAAGUAUCAGACCGUGUCACUGUUGUCUUGAAUGCAACAGUAGCACCCGAUUCCAAUGGAGGUUCGAUUUCCGAUCGUCCUGACAAAGAAGCAGUCAUCACAGGGAAGGAAGUAUCAGACCGUGUCACUGUUGUCUUGAAUGCAACAGUAGCACCCGAUUCCAAUGGAGGUUCGAUUUCCGAUCGUCCUGACAAAGAGGAUCGUCCUGACAAAGAAGCAGUCAUCACAGGGAAGGAAGUAUCAGACCAUGUCACUGUUGUCUUGAAUGCAACAGUAACACCCGAUUCCAAUGAAGGUUCGAUUUCCGAUCGUCCUGACAAAGAAGCAGUCAUCACAGGGAAGGAAGUAUCAGACCGUGUCACUGUUGUCUUGAAUGCAACAGUAACACCCGAUUCCAAUGAAGGUUCGAUUUCCGAUCGUCCUGACAAAGAAGCAGUCAUCACAGGGAAGGAAGUAUCAGACCGUGUCACUGUUGUCUUGAAUGCAACAGUAACACCCGAUUCCAAUGAAGGUUCGAUUUCCGAUCGUCCUGACAAAGAAGCAGUCAUCACAGGGAAGGAAGUAUCAGACCGUGUCACUGUUGUCUUGAAUGCAACAGUAGCACCCGAUUCCAAUGGAGGUUCGAUUUCCGAUCGUCCUGACAAAGAAGCAGUCAUCACAGGGAAGGAAGUAUCAGACCGUGUCACUGUUGUCUUGAAUGCAACAGUAGCACCCGAUUCCAAUGGAGGUUCGAUUUCCGAUCGUCCUGACAAAGAAGCAGUCAUCACAGGGAAGGAAGUAUCAGACCGUGUCACUGUUGUCUUGAAUGCAACAGUAGCACCCGAUUCCAAUGGAGGUUCGAUUUCCGAUCGUCCUGACAAAGAAGCAGUCAUCACAGGGAAGGAAGUAUCAGACCGUGUCACUGUUGUCUUGAAUGCAACAGUAGCACCCGAUUCCAAUGGAGGUUCGAUUUCCGAUCGUCCUGACAAAGAAGCAGUCAUCACAGGGAAGGAAGUAUCAGACCGUGUCACUGUUGUCUUGAAUGCAACAGUAACACCCGAUUCCAAUGAAGGUUCGAUUUCCGAUCGUCCUGACAAAGAAGCAGUCAUCACAGGGAAGGAAGUAUCAGACCGUGUCACUGUUGUCUUGAAUGCAACAGUAACACCCGAUUCCAAUGAAGGUUCGAUUUCCGAUCGUCCUGACAAAGAGGAUCGUCCUGACAAAGAAGCAGUCAUCACAGGGAAGGAAGUAUCAGACCGUGUCACUGUUGUCUUGAAUGCAACAGUAGCACCCGAUUCCAAUGGAGGUUCGAUUUCCGAUCGUCCUGACAAAGAAGCAGUCAUCACAGGGAAGGAAGUAUCAGACCGUGUCACUGUUGUCUUGAAUGCAACAGUAGCACCCGAUUCCAAUGGAGGUUCGAUUUCCGAUCGUCCUGACAAAGAAGCAGUCAUCACAGGGAAGGAAGUAUCAGACCGUGUCACUGUUGUCUUGAAUGCAACAGUAGCACCCGAUUCCAAUGGAGGUUCGAUUUCCGAUCGUCCUGACAAAGAGGAUCGUCCUGACAAAGAAGCAGUCAUCACAGCUAAGGAAGUAUCAGACCGUGUCACUGUUGUCUUGAAUGCAACAGUAGCACCCGAUUCCAAUGAAGGUUCGAUUUCCGAUCGUCCUGACAAAGAGGAUCGUCCUGACAAAGAAGCAGUCAUCACAGGGAAGGAAGUAUCAGACCGUGUCACUGUUGUCUUGAAUGCAACAGUAGCACCCGAUUCCAAUGGAGUCUCGAUUUCCGAUCGUCCUGACAAAGAGGAUCGUCCUGACAAAGAAGCAGUCAUCACAGCUAAGGAAGUAUCAGACCGUGUCACUGUUGUCUUGAAUGCAACAGUAGCACCCGAUUCCAAUGGAGGUUCGAUUUCCGAUCGUCCUGACAAAGAAGCAGUCAUCACAGGGAAGGAAGUAUCAGACCGUGUCACUGUUGUCUUGAAUGCAACAGUAGCACCCGAUUCCAAUGGAGUUUCGAUUUCCGAUCGUCCUGACAAAGAGGAUCGUCCUGACAAAGAAGCAGUCAUCACAGGGAAGGAAGUAUCAGACCGUGUCACUGUUGUCUUGAAUGCAACAGUAGCACCCGAUUCCAAUGGAGGUUCGAUUUCCGAUCGUCCUGACAAAGAAGCAGUCAUCACAGGGAAGGAAGUAUCAGACCGUGUCACUGUUGUCUUGAAUGCAACAGUAACACCCGAUUCCAAUGGAGGUUCGAUUUCCGAUCGUCCUGACAAAGAAGCAGUCAUCACAGGGAAGGAAGUAUCAGACCGUGUCACUGUUGUCUUGAAUGCAACAGUAGCACCCGAUUCCAAUGGAGUUUCGAUUUCCGAUCGUCCUGACAAAGAGGAUCGUCCUGACAAAGAAGCAGUCAUCACAGCUAAGGAAGUAUCAGACCGUGUCACUGUUGUCUUGAAUGCAACAGUAGCACCCGAUUCCAAUGGAGUUUCGAUUUCCGAUCGUCCUGACAAAGAGGAUCGUCCUGACAAAGAAGCAGUCAUCACAGGGAAGGAAGUAUCAGACCGUGUCACUGUUGUCUUGAAUGCAACAGUAGCACCCGAUUCCAAUGGAGUUUCGAUUUCCGAUCGUCCUGACAAAGAGGAUCGUCCUGACAAAGAAGCAGUCAUCACAGGGAAGGAAGUAUCAGACCGUGUCACUGUUGUCUUGAAUGCAACAGUAGCACCCGAUUCCAAUGGAGUUUCGAUUUCCGAUCGUCCUGACAAAGAGGAUCGUCCUGACAAAGAAGCAGUCAUCACAGGGAAGGAAGUAUCAGACCGUGUCACUGUUGUCUUGAAUGCAACAGUAGCACCCGAUUCCAAUGGAGUUUCGAUUUCCGAUCGUCCUGACAAAGAGGAUCGUCCUGACAAAGAAGCAGUCAUCACAGGGAAGGAAGUAUCAGACCGUGUCACUGUUGUCUUGAAUGCAACACUAACACCCGAUUCCAAUGAAGGUUCGAUUUCCGAUCGUCCUGACAAAGAGGAUCGUCCUGACAAAGAAGCAGUCAUCACAGGGAAGGAAGUAUCAGACCGUGUCACUGUUGUCUUGAAUGCAACAGUAGCACCCGAUUCCAAUGGAGUUUCGAUUUCCGAUCGUCCUGACAAAGAGGAUCGUCCUGACAAAGAAGCAGUCAUCACAGGGAAGGAAGUAUCAGACCGUGUCACUGUUGUCUUGAAUGCAACAGUAGCACCCGAUUCCAAUGGAGUUUCGAUUUCCGAUCGUCCUGACAAAGAGGAUCGUCCUGACAAAGAAGCAGUCAUCACAGGGAAGGAAGUAUCAGACCGUGUCACUGUUGUCUUGAAUGCAACACUAACACCCGAUUCCAAUGAAGGUUCGAUUUCCGAUCGUCCUGACAAAGAAGCAGUCAUCACAGGGAAGGAAGUAUCAGACCGUGUCACUGUUGUCUUGAAUGCAACAGUAGCACCCGAUUCCAAUGAAGGUUCGAUUUCCGAUCGUCCUGACAAAGAGGAUCGUCCUGACAAAGAAGCAGUCAUCACAGGGAAGGAAGUAUCAGACCGUGUCACUGUUGUCUUGAAUGCAACAGUAGCACCCGAUUCCAAUGAAGGUUCGAUUUCCGAUCGUCCUGACAAAGAGGAUCGUCCUGACAAAGAAGCAGUCAUCACAGCUAAGGAAGUAUCAGACCGUGUCACUGUUGUCUUGAAUGCAACAGUAGCACCCGAUUCCAAUGAAGGUUCGAUUUCCGAUCGUCCUGACAAAGAGGAUCGUCCUGACAAAGAAGCAGUCAUCACAGGGAAGGAAGUAUCAGACCGUGUCACUGUUGUCUUGAAUGCAACAGUAGCACCCGAUUCCAAUGGAGUCUCGAUUUCCGAUCGUCCUGACAAAGAGGAUCGUCCUGACAAAGAAGCAGUCAUCACAGCUAAGGAAGUAUCAGACCGUGUCACUGUUGUCUUGAAUGCAACAGUAGCACCCGAUUCCAAUGGAGUCUCGAUUUCCGAUCGUCCUGACAAAGAGGAUCGUCCUGACAAAGAAGCAGUCAUCACAGCUAAGGAAGUAUCAGACCGUGUCACUGUUGUCUUGAAUGCAACAGUAGCACCCGAUUCCAAUGGAGUCUCGAUUUCCGAUCGUCCUGACAAAGAGGAUCGUCCUGACAAAGAAGCAGUCAUCACAGCUAAGGAAGUAUCAGACCGUGUCACUGUUGUCUUGAAUGCAACAGUAGCACCCGAUUCCAAUGGAGGUUCGAUUUCCGAUCGUCCUGACAAAGAAGCAGUCAUCACAGGGAAGGAAGUAUCAGACCGUGUCACUGUAGUCUUGAAUGCAACAGUAGCACCCGAUUCCAAUGGAGUUUCGAUUUCCGAUCGUCCUGACAAAGAAGCAGUCAUCACAGGGAAGGAAGUAUCAGACCGUGUCACUGUUGUCUUGAAUGCAACAGUAGCACCCGAUUCCAAUGAAGGUUCGAUUUCCGAUCGUCCUGACAAAGAAGCAGUCAUCACAGGGAAGGAAGUAUCAGACCGUGUCACUGUUGUCUUGAAUGCAACAGUAGCACCCGAUUCCAAUGAAGGUUCGAUUUCCGAUCGUCCUGACAAAGAAGCAGUCAUCACAGGGAAGGAAGUAUCAGACCGUGUCACUGUUGUCUUGAAUGCAACAGUAGCACCCGAUUCCAAUGAAGGUUCGAUUUCCGAUCGUCCUGACAAAGAGGAUCGUCCUGACAAAGAAGCAGUCAUCACAGGGAAGGAAGUAUCAGACCGUGUCACUGUUGUCUUGAAUGCAACAGUAACACCCGAUUCCAAUGAAGGUUCGAUUUCCGAUCGUCCUGACAAAGAGGAUCGUCCUGACAAAGAAGCAGUCAUCACAGGGAAGGAAGUAUCAGACCGUGUCACUGUUGUCUUGAAUGCAACAGUAGCACCCGAUUCCAAUGGAGGUUCGAUUUCCGAUCGUCCUGACAAAGAAGCAGUCAUCACAGGGAAGGAAGUAUCAGACCGUGUCACUGUUGUCUUGAAUGCAACAGUAGCACCCGAUUCCAAUGGAGGUUCGAUUUCCGAUCGUCCUGACAAAGAAGCAGUCAUCACAGGGAAGGAAGUAUCAGACCGUGUCACUGUUGUCUUGAAUGCAACAGUAGCACCCGAUUCCAAUGGAGGUUCGAUUUCCGAUCGUCCUGACAAAGAGGAUCGUCCUGACAAAGAAGCAGUCAUCACAGCUAAGGAAGUAUCAGACCGUGUCACUGUUGUCUUGAAUGCAACAGUAGCACCCGAUUCCAAUGAAGGUUCGAUUUCCGAUCGUCCUGACAAAGAGGAUCGUCCUGACAAAGAAGCAGUCAUCACAGGGAAGGAAGUAUCAGACCGUGUCACUGUUGUCUUGAAUGCAACAGUAGCACCCGAUUCCAAUGGAGUCUCGAUUUCCGAUCGUCCUGACAAAGAGGAUCGUCCUGACAAAGAAGCAGUCAUCACAGCUAAGGAAGUAUCAGACCGUGUCACUGUUGUCUUGAAUGCAACAGUAGCACCCGAUUCCAAUGGAGGUUCGAUUUCCGAUCGUCCUGACAAAGAAGCAGUCAUCACAGGGAAGGAAGUAUCAGACCGUGUCACUGUUGUCUUGAAUGCAACAGUAGCACCCGAUUCCAAUGGAGUUUCGAUUUCCGAUCGUCCUGACAAAGAGGAUCGUCCUGACAAAGAAGCAGUCAUCACAGGGAAGGAAGUAUCAGACCGUGUCACUGUUGUCUUGAAUGCAACAGUAGCACCCGAUUCCAAUGGAGGUUCGAUUUCCGAUCGUCCUGACAAAGAAGCAGUCAUCACAGGGAAGGAAGUAUCAGACCGUGUCACUGUUGUCUUGAAUGCAACAGUAACACCCGAUUCCAAUGGAGGUUCGAUUUCCGAUCGUCCUGACAAAGAGGAUCGUCCUGACAAAGAAGCAGUCAUCACAGGGAAGGAAGUAUCAGACCGUGUCACUGUUGUCUUGAAUGCAACAGUAACACCCGAUUCCAAUGGAGGUUCGAUUUCCGAUCGUCCUGACAAAGAAGCAGUCAUCACAGGGAAGGAAGUAUCAGACCGUGUCACUGUUGUCUUGAAUGCAACAGUAGCACCCGAUUCCAAUGGAGUUUCGAUUUCCGAUCGUCCUGACAAAGAGGAUCGUCCUGACAAAGAAGCAGUCAUCACAGGGAAGGAAGUAUCAGACCGUGUCACUGUUGUCUUGAAUGCAACAGUAACACCCGAUUCCAAUGGAGGUUCGAUUUCCGAUCGUCCUGACAAAGAAGCAGUCAUCACAGGGAAGGAAGUAUCAGACCGUGUCACUGUUGUCUUGAAUGCAACAGUAGCACCCGAUUCCAAUGGAGUUUCGAUUUCCGAUCGUCCUGACAAAGAGGAUCGUCCUGACAAAGAAGCAGUCAUCACAGCUAAGGAAGUAUCAGACCGUGUCACUGUUGUCUUGAAUGCAACAGUAGCACCCGAUUCCAAUGGAGUUUCGAUUUCCGAUCGUCCUGACAAAGAGGAUCGUCCUGACAAAGAAGCAGUCAUCACAGGGAAGGAAGUAUCAGACCGUGUCACUGUUGUCUUGAAUGCAACAGUAGCACCCGAUUCCAAUGGAGUUUCGAUUUCCGAUCGUCCUGACAAAGAGGAUCGUCCUGACAAAGAAGCAGUCAUCACAGGGAAGGAAGUAUCAGACCGUGUCACUGUUGUCUUGAAUGCAACAGUAGCACCCGAUUCCAAUGGAGUUUCGAUUUCCGAUCGUCCUGACAAAGAGGAUCGUCCUGACAAAGAAGCAGUCAUCACAGGGAAGGAAGUAUCAGACCGUGUCACUGUUGUCUUGAAUGCAACAGUAGCACCCGAUUCCAAUGGAGUUUCGAUUUCCGAUCGUCCUGACAAAGAGGAUCGUCCUGACAAAGAAGCAGUCAUCACAGGGAAGGAAGUAUCAGACCGUGUCACUGUUGUCUUGAAUGCAACAGUAGCACCCGAUUCCAAUGGAGUUUCGAUUUCCGAUCGUCCUGACAAAGAGGAUCGUCCUGACAAAGAAGCAGUCAUCACAGGGAAGGAAGUAUCAGACCGUGUCACUGUUGUCUUGAAUGCAACACUAACACCCGAUUCCAAUGAAGGUUCGAUUUCCGAUCGUCCUGACAAAGAGGAUCGUCCUGACAAAGAAGCAGUCAUCACAGGGAAGGAAGUAUCAGACCGUGUCACUGUUGUCUUGAAUGCAACAGUAGCACCCGAUUCCAAUGGAGUUUCGAUUUCCGAUCGUCCUGACAAAGAGGAUCGUCCUGACAAAGAAGCAGUCAUCACAGGGAAGGAAGUAUCAGACCGUGUCACUGUUGUCUUGAAUGCAACAGUAGCACCCGAUUCCAAUGGAGUUUCGAUUUCCGAUCGUCCUGACAAAGAGGAUCGUCCUGACAAAGAAGCAGUCAUCACAGGGAAGGAAGUAUCAGACCGUGUCACUGUUGUCUUGAAUGCAACACUAACACCCGAUUCCAAUGAAGGUUCGAUUUCCGAUCGUCCUGACAAAGAAGCAGUCAUCACAGGGAAGGAAGUAUCAGACCGUGUCACUGUUGUCUUGAAUGCAACAGUAGCACCCGAUUCCAAUGAAGGUUCGAUUUCCGAUCGUCCUGACAAAGAGGAUCGUCCUGACAAAGAAGCAGUCAUCACAGCUAAGGAAGUAUCAGACCGUGUCACUGUUGUCUUGAAUGCAACAGUAGCACCCGAUUCCAAUGAAGGUUCGAUUUCCGAUCGUCCUGACAAAGAGGAUCGUCCUGACAAAGAAGCAGUCAUCACAGGGAAGGAAGUAUCAGACCGUGUCACUGUUGUCUUGAAUGCAACAGUAGCACCCGAUUCCAAUGGAGUCUCGAUUUCCGAUCGUCCUGACAAAGAGGAUCGUCCUGACAAAGAAGCAGUCAUCACAGCUAAGGAAGUAUCAGACCGUGUCACUGUUGUCUUGAAUGCAACAGUAGCACCCGAUUCCAAUGGAGUCUCGAUUUCCGAUCGUCCUGACAAAGAGGAUCGUCCUGACAAAGAAGCAGUCAUCACAGCUAAGGAAGUAUCAGACCGUGUCACUGUUGUCUUGAAUGCAACAGUAGCACCCGAUUCCAAUGGAGUCUCGAUUUCCGAUCGUCCUGACAAAGAGGAUCGUCCUGACAAAGAAGCAGUCAUCACAGCUAAGGAAGUAUCAGACCGUGUCACUGUUGUCUUGAAUGCAACAGUAGCACCCGAUUCCAAUGGAGGUUCGAUUUCCGAUCGUCCUGACAAAGAAGCAGUCAUCACAGGGAAGGAAGUAUCAGACCGUGUCACUGUUGUCUUGAAUGCAACAGUAGCACCCGAUUCCAAUGGAGUUUCGAUUUCCGAUCGUCCUGACAAAGAAGCAGUCAUCACAGGGAAGGAAGUAUCAGACCGUGUCACUGUUGUCUUGAAUGCAACAGUAGCACCCGAUUCCAAUGAAGGUUCGAUUUCCGAUCGUCCUGACAAAGAAGCAGUCAUCACAGGGAAGGAAGUAUCAGACCGUGUCACUGUUGUCUUGAAUGCAACAGUAGCACCCGAUUCCAAUGAAGGUUCGAUUUCCGAUCGUCCUGACAAAGAAGCAGUCAUCACAGGGAAGGAAGUAUCAGACCGUGUCACUGUUGUCUUGAAUGCAACAGUAGCACCCGAUUCCAAUGAAGGUUCGAUUUCCGAUCGUCCUGACAAAGAGGAUCGUCCUGACAAAGAAGCAGUCAUCACAGCUAAGGAAGUAUCAGACCGUGUCACUGUUGUCUUGAAUGCAACAGUAGCACCCGAUUCCAAUGAAGGUUCGAUUUCCGAUCGUCCUGACAAAGAGGAUCGUCCUGACAAAGAAGCAGUCAUCACAGGGAAGGAAGUAUCAGACCGUGUCACUGUUGUCUUGAAUGCAACAGUAGCACCCGAUUCCAAUGGAGUCUCGAUUUCCGAUCGUCCUGACAAAGAGGAUCGUCCUGACAAAGAAGCAGUCAUCACAGCUAAGGAAGUAUCAGACCGUGUCACUGUUGUCUUGAAUGCAACAGUAGCACCCGAUUCCAAUGGAGUUUCGAUUUCCGAUCGUCCUGACAAAGAGGAUCGUCCUGACAAAGAAGCAGUCAUCACAGCUAAGGAAGUAUCAGACCGUGUCACUGUUGUCUUGAAUGCAACAGUAGCACCCGAUUCCAAUGGAGGUUCGAUUUCCGAUCGUCCUGACAAAGAAGCAGUCAUCACAGGGAAGGAAGUAUCAGACCGUGUCACUGUUGUCUUGAAUGCAACAGUAGCACCCGAUUCCAAUGGAGUUUCGAUUUCCGAUCGUCCUGACAAAGAGGAUCGUCCUGACAAAGAAGCAGUCAUCACAGCUAAGGAAGUAUCAGACCGUGUCACUGUUGUCUUGAAUGCAACAGUAGCACCCGAUUCCAAUGGAGGUUCGAUUUCCGAUCGUCCUGACAAAGAAGCAGUCAUCACAGGGAAGGAAGUAUCAGACCGUGUCACUGUUGUCUUGAAUGCAACAGUAGCACCCGAUUCCAAUGGAGUUUCGAUUUCCGAUCGUCCUGACAAAGAGGAUCGUCCUGACAAAGAAGCAGUCAUCACAGGGAAGGAAGUAUCAGACCGUGUCACUGUUGUCUUGAAUGCAACAGUAGCACCCGAUUCCAAUGGAGGUUCGAUUUCCGAUCGUCCUGACAAAGAAGCAGUCAUCACAGGGAAGGAAGUAUCAGACCGUGUCACUGUUGUCUUGAAUGCAACAGUAGCACCCGAUUCCAAUGGAGUUUCGAUUUCCGAUCGUCCUGACAAAGAAGCAGUCAUCACAGGGAAGGAAGUAUCAGACCGUGUCACUGUUGUCUUGAAUGCAACAGUAGCACCCGAUUCCAAUGGAGUUUCGAUUUCCGAUCGUCCUGACAAAGAGGAUCGUCCUGACAAAGAAGCAGUCAUCACAGGGAAGGAAGUAUCAGACCGUGUCACUGUUGUCUUGAAUGCAACAGUAGCACCCGAUGCCAAUGAAGGUUCGGUUUCCGAUCGUCCUGACAAAGAGGAUCGUCCUGACAAAGAAGCAGUCAUCACAGGGAAGGAAGUAUCAGACCGUGUCACUGUUGUCUUGAAUGCAACAGUAGCACCCGAUGCCAAUGGAAGUCGUGUUACAGAUUACAUAUCGUUUGGAAAGAUUUCAGCAAGUUCGGACGUUUUAAAUCAACCCGAUAUUGAGAACGACGAUGAUGAUAUCACACAGGACGGUCCCGACAAGAUCGUCUAUCAAAAUCGCACGAACCAGGUUAACUCCAGCGUUGAAGAUUACCGUACUGACAGGGAUAUCGGUCAUACCCUUACCACAACAGGAAAUGAGCUGAUUCAUACAGAUGCAGUUGUGUAUAAGAAUUCAACAACAAUAAUAAACGAAACAAUCACGAUCGAAAAUCAAGAGGGCCCAGACUAUGGUACAGUUACCGUUUCUCUCAAGGAUAACACGAACCGUUUCCAGACAACGAGGGUAGAUAAGCAAGAGUACACUGUCGUGUCCAAAUUAGAGAAAUUCAAAAGAGAAGUGAUAAGAUCAGGACCAGGGAUUGAAGAUGUGGUUAUUAUCCGCAAAAAAGCUAGGACCGAAUCUAUCUCAGAGACGGUGGUUGCCCGAGAAUACGGAGAACAAGUCCUAAGGAAUGUAAAGAAAGAUGCCGAGGAUGUGGGAGUUGCAGUGAUUAGUGCAUUGAAUGCAAGAGAUUACUACAGUACACAUCCUGAUAAUGUUAACAUUUACUUGAAAAUCAAGGAAACCAUCCGGUACUACAAAAUGCAGAGGAGGACACAAUUUGUCAUUUCGUUCAAGGAUUAUAUUGACAAAGGCGCUACUAAACUGUCCGAAAAUGAACAACAAUCCGUUCAGCGAAUUGUCGCGGAAGCUGAUAAGAAGCUCAGUGAAAAACUGGUUGAUUUCGAUAGAACAUACAGCGAUUCUACUGCUGUAAAGUACGACUUUGGACCAAUAAUAAAAGAAAUCGUUUCUCGUGUUUAUAUCCUUAUCAAUAGAUAUCCAGUAGAAGAUAUCGUUCUGGCAAUCUUGGAUGCAAUUAAUGGAAAAGUGACAAAAGUAAAGGACAAAGAAGAUAUUUUCAUUUUUGGUCGACAGACACACGACAACUACGUCAAAUUGGAUGCAGAUGAUCAAAGAAACGACUUCCUCAAACAAAUUGAAAUAACUUUAAACACUUGGAUCAAAUGGCACCCGGAUGUCAUGUUAAAAAUCGACAAAAUAGUUGAAAAGAUCUUCGAGAUGAGGAAAGAGUUCACCCUUAAGUUGGCGAUAGACGGUGUAGAUGAGGAUAACAGCAAAACUAUGCCCCUGUAUGACAAUGGAAAUUACGAUAUCUUUGACGAACCCAGGAAACAAGUCAGGAUGAUAAUUGAAUAUCGAAUUAUCAAAAAAUUUAUUCGCAUCAGGAGAUUAAUCAUUCGUAAGCCCAGUACGAUAACGGAGGAUGUAGAAACUUACAUGAAAAGAAUACCAUCGGUUGCGGAAAAGCCUGUUACAAUUGCUGGGAAAGAGUUUGGAGAAAAAAUAUACAGGAGGAUUGUGGUCAACACCUUCGACUACGAUGUUGCUGUAACACGAGCAAUUCAAGGACGCGAUUACAACAGUAAAGACGAUGAAAAUAUGAAGACCUACUUUGAGUUAAAGACUUAUCUAUAUAGCUACAAACAGGAAUCACGUAUUCAGUUCCUCAAGACAGUUUUUGAAGACCUUGGGACCAGAAAAACAAGCAUUGGAACACCCGAACAAUCCACUCUACGAAAAAUAAAAGCAGCCAUCGACUUUGAAGUUCAACGAAAACUUAGGGACUUCGACGAAAACUAUAAAAAAUAUUCAGUUAUUUCUUAUGACUUCGGACCAGUGAUAGACGAGAUCACAACUAACAUUGUCUAUGGACUGGAACGUAAUAAAACGUUGCAAAAAAUUGAAGAAGCGAUUGAAAAUGGAAUAGCAAGAGAGAAGAUCCCCAAAGACAACGAUAUUCUCAGCCUCAUAUCAAGAGAAGUCAAAGAUAAUUUGGAGACUUUCAAAGACAACACCACACAAGACGAAUUUUUAAGACAAAUUGAGAUCAGGCUGGACACAUACACAGAAUACUACCCACAGUACACUAAGAAAAUUAACGAACUCGCCGAUAUUAUUUACAAGCUGCGAAAGGGAGAACCACUUAAUGCAACACCUUCAGAAGACACGUAUAAUGUAACAGAAGAAUCUGAUCUUAUACAACCGCCAAUGCCAAAAAAAGGAAAGAGACUAAUCGAAAUAACCGAGUAUAAGAUUGUCAGAAGAGUUAGGACGAUUCGAAGGAUCAUCAGAAGACCGCGAAGAGGUAGUUCCACAUACAUCGAGCAUUCCAAAAGCCCUGAAUUGACUGGAGCAGAACUUGGAGCCAGAAUUAUAAAACGAAUUCCAAUUUCUUCAAGCAUUUUCUUGGCAGUUGAACGAGCACUCGAUGGGCGGGACUUCAACACACGCGAUGAUGACGACAUGAACGUCUACAUUGAUCUCAAGGAUAAACUCCAUGAGAAUAAAAAUGAAGACAGAGUAAAGUUAGCCAAAAAAAUGAAUGAAAGAAUAGAGGAAGCAUCAGAGAAACUGGAUGGAAUUAAGAAAGAAAAGGCCAAACGGCUAAAAGAAAACGUGGAAAAGAAAGUUAACAAGGGAUUCGAAGGAUUUGAUGAGAGUCUGAGCACUUCGCUAACAACAAACUACGAUUUUGGGAACGUGAUCGAUGAAAUAAGUAUUAACAUUCUCAACGCUUUAAACAAAAAUUACUCAUCUGAAAAAAUCAUGGAUACUAUACGGCAAUCAGUUCUGAACGAGGAGGUUUCCGAGAUCACUUCUGAUAUACUAAACGUAUUACAACGUCAAUUACGAGACAAUCUACAAGCACAGGACUCAGAUGACAAGAAGAACGACAUGCUCAAACAGAUCGAGGUGAAACUCUCUACUUCGAUUGACUUAUACCCAGAAUAUUCGUCGAAGAUCAAUGCAAUCGUGGAUUAUUUAUACGGCACAAGAACAAAGAGAAUAGAUUUAUUAAACGUUGCCACCUCUACUGCAAUUCCAAUUACCGGUACAACACAAUCCAAGGAAGAGGAAGAAAAACAGGCGGUUAAAUUGGACAACAUGUCUGACGAGAAGCUUCCUUGUAACCUCAAAGUAAGUAAACUACAAAAGCAAAUAUAAAUUUAAAAGGCAUUGGGUAACCGCGCUGUAAGAAAGAAAAACAAACGACUUCGGAAAUUGGGAUUUUACAAGUUCGUCAAAGUCCAGAAAUGGUAUCACGAUGAAAAUAACUUCCUAAUGUUGCGCAUUGCUAUGGUAAGUUAAAUUGAGUUGCACUAAUUGCUCUGCUUCAGAAGGGACAUGACGGGAAACGGAAGAUGAUUACCGCACGAUACCGAAAACAUUGCGAUUACUUCGAAUAA
Messenger RNA from Bursaphelenchus xylophilus (pine wood nematode), 14654 nucleotides. The record is from the annotation of a GenBank genome assembly. Lineage: Eukaryota; Metazoa; Nematoda; Chromadorea; Rhabditida; Aphelenchoididae.